Messenger RNA from Venturia canescens, 2906 nucleotides. Its product is annotated as glucose dehydrogenase [FAD, quinone]-like. Gene Ontology annotation, molecular function: oxidoreductase activity, acting on CH-OH group of donors; flavin adenine dinucleotide binding. The record is from RefSeq and is a predicted model, not a curated record. NCBI's taxonomy places the organism in Eukaryota, Metazoa, Arthropoda, Insecta, Hymenoptera, Ichneumonidae. The transcript has 7 exons. Bases 387 to 2279 code for a protein of 630 amino acids.
GUUUCCUCGAUUCGCGAUGAUAUCGAUAUGAUAGUCACAUCCAAUGGAACGGAUCGAUGAUUCGCGGCGGUCCAAUACGAAGAUGAAUUUCGGUUCUCUCUACCUUAUAAAACUACUCGAACUAAAGUGCAGAUUACGACGAUGAGCGAAACUCGCAGGGAUGCCCAAUCAACGGAAACUUUCUGAACCGGUGCACAAAGAGGAACCGCUCGGUCUGUAAAUUACUAAGAGAGAGCGAGAGAGGAGAUCACAGCGGAAGUUUGGAAAGGCGCAAAGGGCUUGAAAAAAGUUGAAAGCACUCCUUCCGAUUGGUCGGAACAUCUGACUUUGGAAACUCACACGAUGGCUCUACAUUAAGGCGCAUCUAUGACGAGAAGUGUUUCAGGAUGUCGUACUCUCCGUCAGUUACGCCGGAUUGUGCUCAGCCAUUUUUGGGACCGAGUCUCGCUCAGUCAUGCGGAGGAUCACAGUUCCUUGUAUUCAUGACCCUUCUCGAUACUUUUAUACGCUCGAAAAAGGAAGUGGCUCAGUUGUGUGAGCGCGUACAACCCGUUGAUCCAGCGGACUAUUACUAUGAUUUUAUCGUCGUUGGAGGUGGUACAGCUGGAUCGGUGGUCGCAAAUAGGCUGAGCGAGAACCCAAAUUGGAAAGUUUUGCUGCUAGAAGCGGGUCCAGAUGAGCCUCCAGGAGCUGAUGUGCCCAGUAUGGUGGCAAUGUUUUUGGGCUCAGAGAUCGACUGGCAAUACAGAACGACGAACGAGGCCAACGCUUGUCUCUCUACUGGCGGCUCCUGCGGGUGGCCACGCGGUAAAAAUCUCGGUGGAACAUCUGUCCAUAAUGGUAUGAUGUACGUCCGUGGACACGCCAAAGAUUACAACAAUUGGGCAGCGAUGGGCAACUCUGGUUGGUCGUGGUCCGAAGUUUUACCAUAUUUUAUCCGGUCUGAGAACAAUGCUGAAGUUGAUCGCGUAGGCAGCGUCUUUCAUGGCACCGGUGGGCCACUCAACGUUGAGAGAUUUCCGUGGCAGCCUCCUAUCACCCGGAACAUCCUUGAUGCCGCCGUAGAAAGAGGUUAUGGACUGACGGAAGACCUGGCGGGUGUCAACAUAACUGGUUUCACGGUUGCCCAGACGACUAGCAAAGACGGAGUGCGAGUCAGUAGCGCAAGUGCUUUCCUCCGACCAAUCAGGAAUCGUAGAAAUCUUCAUGUUGCGCUAAACGCGACAGCCACCAAGAUCCUAAUUCAAGAGUUCAAAGCAGUAGGAGUCGAGUACGUUCAAAAUGGUGAAAUAAAAGUAGCCAGAUCAGCAGGAGAAGUUGUCGUUUCUGGUGGUGCAGUUGAUUCGCCAAAGCUUCUUCUGCUCUCGGGAAUCGGGCCGAGGCGUCAUCUCGAGAAUGUUAACAUCCCGGUUGUCAAAGAUCUGCCAGGAGUCGGCGAAAACCUUCACAAUCACAUAUCCUACACGCUUUCUUACACCAUCGAUCAACCGAACGUUUACGACCUCAACUGGGCUUCCGCGACCGAGUACUUGGCCUUUCAAAAGGGCCCAAUGUCUUCCACUGGAAUGUCACAAUUGACCGGUGUCCUCGCAUCGAGAUACACAACUCCUGAUCAUCCCGAUUUACAGUUUUAUUUUGGUGGGUAUCAAGCCGCUUGUGCGAUUACUGGCGAUACCGAAGCCCUUCAGGAUAACGGAGUCAAUGGAAAUCGUCGCAGCAUCAGUAUUUCACCGACGAAUCUUCGCCCCAUCAGCAAAGGCAAUCUUCGAUUGGCCAGUAACAACCCCAUGGACAAGCCGGUAAUAUGGGGAAAUUAUCUCAGCGAUCCGCAAGAAGUUGCCGUGCUCGUUGAAGGCAUACAGUACGCUAUUUCGCUGAUGAACUCGUCGUCGAUGUCUAAGCUCAAAACGAAUUUGACCUCGACUCCGAUACCCGUGUGCUCACAAUAUCCAUUCACGUCGAAUGAAUAUUGGGGCUGCGCCGUCCGGCAGGAUACUGGACCCGAAAAUCAUCAAGCCGGUUCGUGCAAAAUGGGGCCCCCUGAAGACCCAAUGGCGGUGGUAGAUCCUCAGCUCAAGGUUUAUGGCAUUCGAGGCUUGAGAGUUGCUGACACGUCAAUUAUGCCCCAGGUAACCUCUGGAAAUACUGCUGCUCCUGCUAUGAUGAUAGGCGAAAGAGUUGCGGCGUUCAUAAAGCAAGACUGGAUAGGACUUCCGGCCCACUGGCAAGGAAAGUUUUGCAAAUUCUGUGGACACUAUUAUGAUCACCAUAGAGCGUAACUGAGUAGAUAACUAUUUAGUUCCUAGUCAUGAGCAGACGUUGUAUCGCGCAUUGUUUGUGUUUUAAAAGCUGGUGAAACCAAAAAGCAUCAGACUACGCUGUAUGCUCACAGUCGUUUUUUUACAUAAGCGUUACAGGCAAGUGCAUAAUAAUUCCUGACGUUCACUCCAGCCAUCAGGCUACUCGAAAUGAUCAAAAUAAUGUGGCAAAUAUGUCCAUUGAAACAUAUUAGUGUAAAUAUUUUAAUAAACGCAUAUGCACAUGUUCAGUCUUUACGAAGACAUCAAAGAGUAACAAAUAUAAAGUUUAUGUAUCUUUAUGUAUUCAAUUUCCCAAAAACGUCUUCACCUGACAAAGCAAUUGUUUUCAAUGUUAAUAUAAAAAAAAUCGAUUCAUUUAUAUUCGUUAACAAAUUUCAUAGUCAAUUCUCUAACCAUAGAAUUUGAUUAAUUUUUAGAAUCACACGUUCAUUCUUUGCUACCUCAGUAUUUGUCCCAUUCACCAAACAUGUUUUCUUUUUGAUUGCAAUUACUCGGAUACAUUCACAGAAUAUUUGAAGAAUUAUCACUGCAAUUAAUCUAUGUAUUGUAUCAACUGCUUGGCAAAUAAAUUUAUGAUUCUAUAAA